This is a messenger RNA of Cladophialophora immunda, 959 nucleotides long. RefSeq lists its product as uncharacterized. The record is from RefSeq and is a predicted model, not a curated record. The coding region runs from base 53 to 895 and encodes 280 amino acids. Gene Ontology annotation, molecular function: oxidoreductase activity. Lineage: Eukaryota; Fungi; Ascomycota; Eurotiomycetes; Chaetothyriales; Herpotrichiellaceae. The transcript has a single exon.
UGUUGCACAUAACAAACAACCACCUGCCCCUCGAGUUUCUCAAUAAUAAAAAAUGCCUGAACUACAGAUCUCAUCGACGCUGCCGCUAAAGUCUGGGCACGAGAUCCCCGUGCUGGGCUUCGGCACCUGCCAGAGCGCGACGUGCACGCAGUCGGCCCUGGCGGCGCUGCGGAACUCGUACACGCAUCUCGACACGGCGCAGAUCUACAAGAACGAGGCGGAGACGGGCGCGGCCAUCGCGCAGAGCCAGAUCGACCCUUCCACGCUGUUCGUGUGCUCGAAGCUGUGGGAGGACAUGUACUCGCGCGACGGGGCGCUCGCGGGCGUCGAGGCCUCGCUGCAGAAACUCGGCCUGCCAUCCAUCGACCUCUACCUGCUGCACACGCCGCGGCCGGGCCCGCUGGCGCGCAAGGAGGCGUGGCUGGGGCUCCAGGACGCGGUCGAGAGGGGCCUGGUCAAGAGCAUCGGCGUGUCCAACUGGGCGCCCAAGCACAUCGAGCAGCUCAUGACCGAGCAGGGCGUCUACAUCGAGCCCGUCUGCAACCAGAUCGAACUCCACCCGUGGAACCAGCAGAGGCAGCUCGUGUCGUACUGCAAGGCCAAGGGCAUCGUCGUGGUGGCGUACUCGCCCCUCACCCAGGGCCGGCGACUGAACGACCCGACCAUUGUCUCCCUUGCUCAGAAGUACGGCCGGACCCCAGCUCAGAUCGUCUUGCGGUGGGGGCUGCAGAAAGGCCUGGUAGUGAUUCCCAAGAGCGAUCGAGAACAGCGGAUCAUCGAGAACAAGGGAAUUUUCGGCUGGGAGAUUUCCAAAGAAGAUGUCGAAGUCAUUGACGGCCUCGACGAGGGACAGAAGGCAAAUUUGGGAGAGUGGGAUCCGUAUGCUUGGGAUUGAUAUUCCGGAUUGGCCGUCCGAUUCUAUAACAGAGCCUCCCAGCGACUCCGCUUCCCGGUCUAGA